Pomacea canaliculata is the source of this 1325-nucleotide messenger RNA. RefSeq names its product NADH dehydrogenase [ubiquinone] 1 beta subcomplex subunit 8, mitochondrial-like. The transcript has 5 exons. The record is from RefSeq and is a predicted model, not a curated record. Bases 64 to 645 code for a protein of 193 amino acids. NCBI's taxonomy places the organism in Eukaryota, Metazoa, Mollusca, Gastropoda, Architaenioglossa, Ampullariidae. Gene Ontology annotation, cellular component: mitochondrion.
UGCCUCCCUUGUAGUUACUCUUUGAUACUGAGACGAGUUGCGCAAGGUCGUCAGCGAUUCAACAUGGCAACCUUGAGGGGAGCUGAACUGAUGUUAAAGAUCAUCCGCCCUUUUGUAGCUAGACGGGGCCUUUCAUCCACAUCUGUUAUUAACAAUUGGAAUAAAGACUGGAAGCCUGGACCAUAUCCAAAGACUCCUGAAGAACGUUUAGCAGCUGCCAAGAAGUAUGGGUUGCGAGUAGAGGACUAUGAUGUUUAUCCUGAUGACGGCUUGGGGUAUGGAGAUUAUCCUAAGCUCCCAUAUGCCUCUGGUGAUUACAGAAGUGGAUAUGAAGACUGGGACAUCCCUGAGUUGAAACGAAACUUUGGUGAACCACUGCAUGUAAUGGCAGAUUGCAUUACUGAAGAUAAAUGGGAUCCAAAUGCCAAACCUAGAUAUUCAUACUUGAACAUGUUUCUGACAACAACCGGGUUCGUGGGUGCUUUAUUAAUUAUCUACAUUGUGACACUGCCAUAUCCUUGGUUUCAGCCAGCGAUGCCAAAGCAGUAUCCGUUCAACGAUCUGUUCUUAGAAAAGGGAGGUGAUCCAAAAGAAGAAAAAGUAGUGAAACAUUACACAUUUGAGCGAGGAACCGAGGAUAAAUAAGAACCAGUUGAGUUAGACUGAACCCAAAGUUGCUUAUACCCUCCUGUAUCUUCAGUGUUCUUGUUUAUAGACUGUUUUGAGAAAUAAAAGAUAAGUAUAUGUUUUUAUUCAUUGCUCAUUUGUGCAAGUGGUGUAGGAAGAUGAUUUUUUCAGACGAAUAACAACUUUGAGACCACCCAACCCCCCCCCCCCAUUUUUUUUUUAACCGUCAGCUUCUUAACCACAUUAGACAAAAAAGGGUGAACAGGCUUGCCUUUUAAGAGUUGCCUUCUCCUUUAUCACUGUUUACUACAAACACUGUGUCCACCAGAGUUAUAUUACGGGACUGCUUGGAGACAAAUUUUCCACAUUAACUUCUAGAAUGAGGCCCCCUGAUUGAAUAUGUUUCUGAUUUCACCAUCAGGAAGAACAGAUGUGAGCUUUCCUAUUGAUAGAGGUACAAAAGCUCAAGCUUUAUGAUAUAUUUUUAGUUUGUUGGCUGUAAGCUAUGGAAAGUGGAAGUCCCCGACUUUUGCCUAGAAAGAGUGAAAAAGUAACUAAGCAACAAACUGCUUUUGACAUUAAGAAUUUCAAAGGGAUCACUGAGACCCAAAAGCCUAAAACUUCAUGGAAAGAAGUCCAAAGAUAGAUGUUUCUGAUGUUUAUAUUAAGUCUCUAGGCAUUAAAAGUACAUCUUUGUA